UCCCUCUAUCAUACACCCCCACUGGAACGAGAUGACCAGCAAGCCAUUUAGAAAAAUCAUUUCCCAGCGUUCAGUUCUGGUUAGGCUUCGCCUCUCUUUCUCUCUUGAACAAGGCGAACGCCUCCCUCUAGAUCGAGGAAGAACGGCCACUAGAAGAAUCAAGGCCGCCAUGCUGGAGGAGGAGGAGCACACCGACCUGCUUUUCCGGCGAGUGCCCUCACCGAUUUCGAUUCAUGUUUAUUUCUUGAAUAUUCUCUCGCAAUUUGUUAACCAAGUACUGCUAAUCCUCGAGAGGAUCAAGACGAAGCCUCUGUGGUUGUCCGGGUGCAGGUCGUCAUCGACCAUGUUCGUCGCGUGUAGCUGCUCGCCCGCCGUGGAGAUGGCGCUCUCUGACGGGGUCAACAGCCGCCUACUUCGACUAGGCCGACGAGCUCUCCCAUGUGUCCGCGCCCCAAGAUGUCGAGUUUGUUUGUUGCUAAAUGAUCGAGGUGUUUUGCUACAAAUGUCAAUGGGUUGAAGAAAAACUCCUCAUCGUGCUAGUGUUCAAGCAAACUUGUUUGGUGUUGUUGGAAAUAUACCCUAGAGGCAAUAAUAAAUUAGUUAUUAUUA
Messenger RNA from Hordeum vulgare subsp. vulgare (domesticated barley), 609 nucleotides. RefSeq lists its product as uncharacterized. The record is from RefSeq and is a predicted model, not a curated record. Bases 32 to 517 code for a protein of 161 amino acids. Lineage: Eukaryota; Viridiplantae; Streptophyta; Magnoliopsida; Poales; Poaceae. The transcript has 3 exons.